Syngnathoides biaculeatus (alligator pipefish) is the source of this 4498-nucleotide messenger RNA. It is a transcript of the gene clip1b, whose product is annotated as CAP-GLY domain containing linker protein 1b. The record is from RefSeq and is a predicted model, not a curated record. Gene Ontology annotation, molecular function: microtubule plus-end binding. NCBI's taxonomy places the organism in Eukaryota, Metazoa, Chordata, Actinopteri, Syngnathiformes, Syngnathidae. Gene Ontology annotation, biological process: cytoplasmic microtubule organization; positive regulation of microtubule polymerization. The transcript has 19 exons. Gene Ontology annotation, cellular component: cytoplasm; nucleus; microtubule plus-end. The coding region runs from base 200 to 2869 and encodes 889 amino acids.
UGGAGUAAACCUGUGACGUCACUCCAGGCGAGACCGAAGCAGCAGACGAAGAGGAGGGAAAGGCUGCCUGUCUGGAAAAAAAAAAAAAAUAAUAAUAAAAAAAACAAAAACAUGUCAUGUAACGGUACUCGGCAGCAUCCGACCCGGCUGGCAGCAAGUCCCAUCCUUCACAUGGUUGGGAAGGACUCCCCUCCAUAAAAUGGAGAAAGCAGGAGCCAUGAGUACUGCGGGCAAAAUUAGCGGGCUUAAGCUGCCCACUAAAAUAGGCCGUCCGGCUGUCGUCGCCGUCAAGUCCGCCUCGUCCUCAGGAACUCCAAAACCUCUUCCAGCGUCGGAGAAGCCCGGCGGCGGCGGCGGCGGCGGCGUCAUCUCCCCCGAUCAGGAUGGCGUCCCGGAUUUCCAGAUUGGGGAGCGGGUCUGGAUCAACGGGAACAAGCCCGGCCACGUCCAGUUCGUGGGCAGCACGCAGUUCGCCCCGGGCCAGUGGGCGGGCAUCGUGCUGGACGAGCCCAUCGGCAAGAACGACGGCUCGGUGGCGGGCGUGCGCUACUUCCAGUGCGACGACGGGAUGGGGAUUUUCACGCGGCCCUCCAAGCUGUCCAGGACGCCCCUCCCGGAAAAGGAGGCCAACGGGGGUCAGGCCAAGGUCACACAAACUGGAAGCGAGGCCGCGCCCGUCGGGACCCCGUCAACGGGGAGCGUCGAAAACCUACGGAACGUUCCCCCCGGCGGGAGGAUAACCGGCGUGUUGAACCGAACCGUCCAAUCCACGGAGUCGGUGACCAACCUGUCUGACACGGAUUCCGUGAAGAAGAACAAGCGGGAGCUCAGGAGAGGAGAUCGCGUCCUGGUAGGGGGCACCAAGGCGGGAGUGGUGCGCUUCCUGGGCGAGACGGACUUCGCCAAAGGGGAUUGGUGCGGCGUGGAGUUGGACGAGCCUCUGGGCAAGAAUGACGGGGCGGUAGCGGGCACCAGGUAUUUCCAGUGCAUGCCGCGGUACGGCCUCUUCGCCCCCGUCCACAAGGUGACGCGCAUCGGCUUCCCGUGCACCACGCCGACCAAAGCCCGGAGCUCCCGCCGGAGGUCCCUCCUGAAGAGGAGCCCGAGCGCCUCCUCCAUCAGCUCCAUCAGCUCCACCGCCUCCUCCGUCAGCGGCAAACCCAGCCGAGCGGGACUGUUGACGGAGACGUCGGCCAGGUACGCUCGGAAAAUCUCCGGCACCACGGCGCUGCAGGAGGCGCUCAAGGAGAAGCAGCAGCACAUCGAGCAGCUGCUAGCCGAGCGCGACUUGGAGCGCUGCGAGGUGGCCAAGGCCACCAGCCACGCCGGGGAGGUGCAGCAGGAGCUGACCCUGCUGAGGAAGGGCCGGGAACAGUACGCCUUGGAGACGGAGGCCAAGCUGGACCAGCUGAGGUCCAUGGUGGAAGCGGCCGACCGGGACAAAGUGGAGCUGCUCAACCAGCUGGAGGAGGAGCGAAGGAAAGUGGAAGACCUGCAGUUCCGCGUGGAGGAGGCGUGCAUCACCAAAGGCGACCUGGAGACGCAGAUCCGCCUGGAGCACGGCUGCAUUAAGGAGCUUGAGCAGAGCCUGCUCUUUGAAAAGACCAAAGCUGACAAACUCCAGCGGGAUUUAGAGGACACCAGGGUGGCAACGGUGUCGGAGCGUUCGCGCAUCAUGGAGCUGGAGCGCGAGGUGUCGGACCUGCAGCUGCGCUUGCGGGCGUCUCUGCAGAAGGAGGACGCGGCGUCGCUCUCCCAGCAGCAGCUGGCCAGCCUCAAGGCCCAGGCCCAGUCCCAGGAGAAGAAGAUCAGCGAGCUGAGCGUGGAUCUGGAAAGCAAAGACAAGGAGUUUCGGUCUGUGCAGGAUGAUAAGGACUCCCUGCAACAACAGUUGAGCGCCUUGAGAACUCAGCUGCAGCAGGCCGAGCAGGAGGGCGCCAGGAUGGCGAAGGCGGCGCAAGAAGCGGAGCAGUGGAAGAAGGACUGUCAGGCGCUGAAAGAUGCGAGCCAGUGUCGAGAACAAGAACUCAACAGCCGGCUGACUCAGGCCGUGGAGACUUCGGCGGGGGCGUCGCUGUCUCUGGAGAGGCUGGCCAAUGAGAAGGCGGCGCUGGAGACGCAGUUGGAAGCGCUGAAGCAGCAGAAUUGCAAAUACCAAGAGGAGCUGAGUCUCGCUCAGGAGGGGCAGCACCUCGCCCGCAAGGACGUAGAGAAGAUCUCCAUUGAGGAUUCGGGCGCGCAGGACUCGUCGGGUCUGGUCGCUAACGACAAGGAGCGCGAGCUGGAGACGCUGAGGAGCGAGGUGGCGGCGCUGCGGUGCCAGAACGGCGCGGCCGAGACGCUGCGUUCGGCCGUGACCGCGCUGGAGCGCGACAAGGCUCAGCUGAGCGAGCGCGUCCGCGACCUGGAGCGACGGCUCGCGGGACGGGCGGCGCCGGAGGACGCCGAGCGGGACGAGGCGCUCGCAGGCGACAAAGCUCUGGAGAAGCUCAAGGAGGAGAAAGAGUUCGCCGAGGGUCAGAUCAACUUCCUGAACAGCGUCAUCGUCGACCUGCAGCGCAAGAACGAAGAGCUGAAGGUCAAACUGAAGAAGUUGGCCCUGACCGACUUCAUCGGCAAUGACGGCGCAGAAGGCGCGGAGCCGGCAGAGUCCAAGCGUGACAAGAAGGCCCCGCCGCGGCCCUUCUGCGACAUCUGCGACCGCUUCGACCUCCACGACACGGAGGACUGCCCCACGCAGGCGCAGAGCCCCGACGCCGUGCCGCACUCCAGCUACCGCGGCCACCGCGACGACGAGCGGCCCUACUGCGAGGUCUGCGAGGUCUUCGGUCACGCCACGGAGUCCUGCAACGACGACCGCACCUUCUAGACCGACCUGCCGCCCGCUCCCGAUAACGCUGACACGGUGCAAUAUCGACGUAAGUAUUUCACAGCGGCGGUCAAUUUGCAAAAGUUCCCGUUGAGCCGCUAAUCAAUGACGUCGCCGGACUUUGCCGCCAUACGCGCCGCGUCGCUACGCUAACGCGGAAUGAAGGAAAAACGAUUCGAAAACGAAAACGAACUUUGAAAAUGGCCCCCGUAACCCUAAAAUGGCUGCUUCCAACCAAAAUGGCAGACUUCCGGUUUCAUUUCAGUGACGGGUUCUAAAGAGUUUUUGGUACGCGUUAAGUGAGAAGUUUUAUUUUUAUUUUUUGGUGGGUCCACUCACGAUAGACAAGUCCACCAAAUUUUGAGUUUUCACAAAGAUAUUCACGUUUUAGGAUGAGUCAUCAAUAUGGGCGGCCAUGUUCCGCCCACACAAAUUUACCAAAAAAACCGCCAACAUUUCACAUUUUAUUUUUAUUCGUCUGGUUGACGUUUUGUAGACAAAAUCUCCAAUACCUGCAAUAACUGUUGCGUGAAAGGUAAACAAAAGCACUUCGUUUUUAUGCACUUCCAUAACGUUUGUCUCCAUUUAUCUCGUCAUUAAUUUGCGUCAAGUGCACAUUCAGGGGACCAAAAUAUUACAAAGCUUAUCCACAAAAUCUUUAACGCAUUACUAACGUCACUGACUUUAGUUGUUUAUUUUAAUACACAAGUUUAUAUUAUGCAAUUUUUUCUUAAAAAUUAGCUUUGCUAUGCUAACCUGGCUCGUUAACUGUGUUUUAGCAUUGCCACUUCAUCAGGAUUUUUGUCAUCCGUUAACUUUGUUUCCAGUUGUUGUUAACGUUUCGCAUUUCGUGGCGAUCCUCAGCGAGAUAAGCUAGCUAGCGCGGUUUUGUUCUACUGUAGCAGCUCUACGAACUCGCCGUCUUCGCACGAGUCAUUUUAACCACUAAACGGCAUCAGCGUGACAUUUCUUGACAAAUAAAUGUUACAUAUUUUUGUCGGAAGAAUUAAUUUUAAACACGAUCACAAUCCUAAUGAUUAUGAUAUAAAACUGUGGUCUGGCAUUAGCACAAAAUGCGUCUCUUUUGCUAAGCUAAUGUUAGCACAAAGCCUGGAAAAAGGGGAAUAGCACCUCCAAUCCGCAUAUCUUCUAAAAGUUUUCUCACUCAGUUUCCACAAAGAUUUUUAAAUUCUUGCUUUCACGCUAAGCUAAAGGGCUAGCUUAGCGUUGUCUCACGCUAACAGAAAGACAUAUCAAUGUGAAGCACAACUUUUUUGAGGUCAUAUUGAAUCUCCGCGCGUUUCUAUCCACAAUUUGACUCACGGUUUGAAAAAUUGUACAACACAGAGAAGAAGCUCAAGUGACCGACGCGCACGCACUGCCAUCACGCAGCUGAAGUGUAUAAAAAAAAAAUGCUUAUUUUUCUGCCCUGUUAAUAAGAUGCACUCCAGUCUAUUGUAUAGCAAAAAAAAAAAAAAACAACAACAACUUUGUGCUCGUUGUACGUGUCGCGUUGUUUUCUAUGUGGCCAGAAUUUCUACGGAUGUGUUGUGCAUAUGUCCUUUUUUUCUAUGUACUGUACAUGUACACUUUUAACGGUCCAAUACAAACUGCAAGUUCACUCUUUCA